This is a messenger RNA of Oncorhynchus kisutch (coho salmon), 2530 nucleotides long. RefSeq names its product neogenin. The coding region runs from base 501 to 1547 and encodes 348 amino acids. The record is from RefSeq and is a predicted model, not a curated record. The transcript has 5 exons. Gene Ontology annotation, biological process: cell-cell adhesion. Lineage: Eukaryota; Metazoa; Chordata; Actinopteri; Salmoniformes; Salmonidae.
UCCGGGGACCCACAUAGAAUUCCAGCCCUUCCACGCUGCUAUUACGUUCCGUUCGCGAGCAGAAGCUGGCUGCGGUGUCGUUUUCUCCGAUCAGUCGGACCUUGAUCAAUCUUUUCAACUGUCCUUGUUCUCGGGUUUUACGCAUUUGAUUGCAAUUGGAAUAGCUUGGAUUCGUGUGUGACCGUCGAUUCCACCAUUUUUUUCGACAGAAUUGGCUCUGAAGCAAUGGAUUGACUUCAGUUUUCCUUCAACCCCUCCACCAAGUUGAGAAAACAGUCUAACCUGCGGUCUCUCCAUACUUCGAGCUCACAAGCCAGCUACAUGUUUCAUCCGGACAGUUUCAAAAGUAGCUGGUACCGGAUGUUUUUAAGCAUUUCGUAGGUGAAACAUUGCAGUUCUUCGUUUGUCUCGGAAGUGUAUGGAAAUAGGUGGCAGAGGAUUUUAAACACGGAUUUUCUCCGGGGUUCUUGAAGCCUGCAAACAUUUAUUUUUGAAAAGUGAUGGCGGAGCGGGGAGCAAGGUUGCUCCUCUCUCUCCUCUGUCUCACCUUUCUUUACCCGGCGACCACCGUGUCAAGACAUGCUGAAAAAGGCAUGGCGGCGAGGCCCUUCAGCCCCUUCUGGUUCUCGGUGGAGCCGUGGGACACACUGGCCGUGAGAGGUGCCCCAGCACUGCUCAACUGCUCAGCGCACAGCGGGGACCCUGCCUCGGAGCCCACUGCGCCCCAGGCCCGUGUGGAGUGGAAGAAGGAUGGAACCUUCCUGAGCCUGGCGCCAGACGACGGGCGGCGGCGUGUUCUGCCUGACGGCUCGCUGCUCAUCUCUAGCGUGGUGCACUCCAAGCACAACAAGCCCGACGAGGGCACGUACCAGUGUGUGGCCACCAUCGACAGCCUGGGAACCAUCGCCAGCCGCACCGCCCGCCUCACUGUGGCAGGUAUGCCCCGGUUCUCCAGCCAGCCUGAAGCAGCCAGCAUACGCCUGGGAGACAGCCAGGUUCUGGCCUGCGAUGUCAACCCAGACCUGGUGCCUUUAGCCCGGUGGGAGCGUGAGCGUGAGCCCCUGGAGCUGAGCUCUAGGCUGGUGCAGCUACCCAACGGAGCCCUGGUGGUGAGCAACGCUUCGGAGGCCGACGCUGGGCUCUACCGCUGCAUGGUGGAGAACGCUGGGCCCGCCAAGACCAGUGAAGAGGCCCAGCUCACAAUACUGCCAGAAACCGGAGAGGAGAGAGAACUGGAGUUCCUGGUAGAGCCACUUCCUGUGACCAAAGUGGUGGGGGCCAGUUUGCUGCUGCCGUGUGUGGUGACGGGUUAUCCAACGCCCUACGUCCGAUGGAUGGUGGGAGACAAGCUUGUUGAGGAGAGUGAGGGGAAGUUGGAGUUGGUGGGAGGAGGCAGUCUGUUGAUCUACAACCUGACUGAGGAGGAUGCAGGCGUCUACAGCUGUAUGGCAGACAUCACUAACAACACUAUCGAGGCCAAGGCAGAGCUCACUGUACAAGGUACUGCACUGAUAAAGUCAAAAACAUCACUUUUCAUGGAGAACUAGCCUGGAAAAAGACUUAUCUGAUAGUGUGUUUCACACACUUAAACGAUCCGUCACAUACCGUUAUCAGUUAGCAAAUGGUUUAGAUCCAAAUAAGUCUGGAGUGUCAAAUGUUAAUAGCCGCCUACGAUCUCUCUAUAAUUUAGCACCCGAACACCCAGAGUUAAACUUUCCCCAGGACACAUACUAUUGUAGCUCUUGAUAUGGUAUCAUCAAUAUACUGUAGAUAGACACCAAACCAUUACAUGCAUUAUGUGUGCAUUCCAUGUAGCAUUGUAUCAAAACCACCCAUCAGAAUAGCCUGUUGCAGUACAAUGUAGAUAGUAAGUAGCCUACAGAGGUAGUUGGCCCGUGGACUGUGAGUCAGAGUGAAAUCAACCCCCCUGUUUAUUUUCUUCUCCUGUUCUCUCUCUGUGUUGAUGUGACUAGGAAGUGUUCAUCUCAUAUUUAUCGUUCCCAAAGUGUUACAGAAAUAUAAUGGGUACACACUAAUUUCUUAUCUUCCUCCACAACAUCUUGUGUGGCUCAGUUGGUAGAGCAUGUCCCUUGCCAGGGUUGUGGGUUCGAUUCCCACGGGGGACCAGUAGGUAACUCACUACUGGAAGGCACUCUGGAUGAGAGCUCCUGCUAAAAUGGUUCAAUUGUGUUGACAUGUUGUGCAGAAGCAGCGGUAAAGUGUGACAUUAAUUGGUUCUCCUGACAAUUGGACAAAAUAAACGCUCAAUUGGCUGUCUCAGGAAAAGGGCUUUUAUUUUAUUUUGAAGGACAUGGAUACAAAUGUACAGGGCACAAUUGAUGGACAUUUCUAUAAUAAAAGUCUCUCUUUCAAAAGACCUAAAGCCUUUUCACCCAAAUGAAUGUGAUGUAGGCUUUGUGGCAAGUUUCUGUACAUAUUUGUUUCCGAGAAAUAAACCAAAUGAUGUGAUGUGACCCAAUGGAAGACUUUGUCAUGAUUAGUGUGGUGGUUUUCACUGCAGAAUGAUUGA